Carassius auratus (goldfish) is the source of this 4301-nucleotide messenger RNA. RefSeq names its product protein phosphatase 1 regulatory subunit 3A. Gene Ontology annotation, cellular component: protein phosphatase type 1 complex. NCBI's taxonomy places the organism in Eukaryota, Metazoa, Chordata, Actinopteri, Cypriniformes, Cyprinidae. Bases 255 to 1214 code for a protein of 319 amino acids. The record is from RefSeq and is a predicted model, not a curated record. Gene Ontology annotation, biological process: regulation of glycogen biosynthetic process. Gene Ontology annotation, molecular function: glycogen binding; protein phosphatase 1 binding. The transcript has 4 exons.
UUCUGGGUGUGUUCAUGGUGUGUGUGUGUUUGUUCCCUACUCACUGUGUGCAAAUGUCAUGACUUUCACUUCACUUCAUAUUUUCUCAUGGGUCCCCUGAGCUCUGACUGCAUAGCACAAGUUGUUUCUGCCCUAAAUAUAGAGUUGGCUUUUCCAUACAAUGUCAAAUGUAACUUGAAUCCGUAAGUUAAGUCACAGCAUGUCACUUGCUGGCUGACCUGCUGAGUUCCUCUCACUCUGAGCCACACUGCCUGAUGGAGUCUAUGGGAGCACUGUGCAGUCCCAAUGGGGCCAGCUCCAACAUACUGAGCUUGCCAGCAUCCUGCCCCUGGGAUGAGGACGAGGAGUCACUGGGUCUGGAAGGAAUCAGGCCUAAAUCUUCACCCAUACCGAGACGGCGGAGUUCAGUGUCCUCCGAUGACUCCUUGUUUCCCCCUUCUAGCAGCAGAAGAGUGUCCUUUGCUGAUGCCUUCGGUUUGAGUCUCAUCUCAGUGAAACAGUUUGAUACUUGGGAAGUAACUGACCAAUCAGGCUCUCUAGAGAGUGACUUGAAUGAAGAUAAGGAGUAUUACAUGGUUCCUCUCUUCACUCUUCCACAGACCGCUGAGGAGUUAGCCUUGCGGGUUCACAAGCAGAAGCUAGAACUGGAGAGUUUGGAGUUGCUUUCUGGGACUACAACCCUUAGAGGAACCAUUCGCGUGCUGAAUAUUUGUUUUGAUAAGACGGUCUGUGUACGUACCUCUUUAGAUUCAUGGAAAAGUCAUUUUGAUCUGUUGGCAGAGUACGUACCUGGGUCAAGCAAUGGUGGGACGGAUUGUUUCUCCUUCAAACUCACACUAGUACCCCCAUUUGGAGAAAAGGGCACUAGGGUCGACUUCUGUUUGCGUUAUGAAACAUCUUUAGGCACUUUUUGGGCAAAUAACAAUGAAAAUAACUACUCUCUGUUUUGUUGGGAGAAAUCAAAGGAGAAAUCCCAAAAUGAAAGUGAAAACAGAAAAAAAAGCUGUCUGAAAACAACCAGCCCAGAUGUCUCUGCUUUGACUGUUGCAGACACAAAUAAUGAAGAAUUUCCGGUUAUACAUCUAAACUCUGAAUCUCUAAAUGAAACCUCUAAGAAUCUUGAAAAGGAAAGCAAGGAAUUAGUGGAGGAAAUAAGCAGAAACAACAGCCAAAGAAACAGAAGAAAGGCUGCACGAUUGGAAAAGGUUAAGUAGCACUUUGCUAAAAUGGAAGAAGAAAAUAAACAUGAGACCAAGAAAAAAGAGAGUGAAGUUACGGCAGAGACCAGCAUGCAGUAAUGUGGAUCAUUGCUGGAGAAGACACAAUGCAUUCCCCUUUUACAAUAUACUACUCAACAACCAACAUGUAACCAGCUAAGUCCCUGAAAUAUGAAGAAAUAGAUUUUCAGUCUAGUGGAGAUUCCAUUGACAUCUUAAGCCAAGCUUUAACACAAGAUGAAGAAGACAACAUAAUCCACUCCAAGACUCAUUUAUCUACAGAAAACACAAAUCUACCCUUGGAAGACUCCAUCAGUUGUGAUGAAUCAAUUGCAUUCUCAGCUUCUGAGGUCCUGGAAGACAUCCAACAUACUGACUGCAUUACUGACCAAACAGUUUCAAUCAAUCAGGCUGUUCCAGUAAGCCAAAAUCCCGACUGAUGCUAAGCUAGGAAUUAAACUCUAAGAUGCAUGAGGGCACGGAUAUUAGCAAUGGCAAACCAAGAGAAUGUGAGUUUAAUAAACUAAUUCAGAGGCUCAGCUGUGUUCCCAUGGCUUCACAUUUGGGACCACUUUAUCACCAGGUUUUUAAAAACAUUGAAACUUAUUUUGCAAACCCGUUGGAUGGGUCAUUUAAGGAACUGGAGGAUGAGAGUCAAAGAGUGAUCAAAGCCCAUGAGACCCCAGACAUUUGGUCAGAGACUUGCUUAUCUACAAAACAGACAGUACAUGAUAUUAGUGUUAGCAUCUGAAAAGACUCAGCAGUACAGACCCCCAAAACAUACAGUAAACGCAACCCAAAACUCUCUUUCUGAGCCAAAUCAGUGUAAACAUGUUGAGAAGGCAGAAGCUUCUUACAAUCAAAAUUAUUAUUAGAAUUAUACUCAUUUAUGUAAUAACAUCAGAUUUACUGAAACAAACCUUGCAAAAGUUACAUCCAGGCAGCCAGAUCCCCCACUUGGAGAAGCUUCAACAGCGUGCACACAAGCUUUCACUGAAUGCUCGUUCCAGGAUGAUUCCUGCCAAAGUCUGUGUUUAUUUCCCCUACAAGGAGCAGAACUUUUAGCCACUACAAAUCAAACAAUAGAGUCAGGUAUUGACAGCCUACCUGAAAACAUCCAUCUUUCAUCACCCACAGAGGUUUUCAUGUUUGGAUAAUCAGAGGUCCUCUAUGAAAACUGAAAAGUCACAAAACCAGGAAGACCCUAUAAAUAUCCACACCAAAGAGGAAAAUAUAUCUGUGGAAACAGAAUAUUCAAUAUUCAAUCAGAGCCUCUUGCCCAAUCUCUGGAGGACCCCACAAGGAUCAGGUUGGGUUCCUCUGAUGAUAAAUUAGAGUCUGACUGCUGUGAGAUGAGAUUGAGCAUUGAAAAACUUUCUCUUUAGCAAUAGCAACGGCUACGCCAAUAUAACCGUAUACAGAAUUGGAGAAAACACAGACAAAUAUGAGCAGUACUUUGGAGAGCUGCCAAAUAAAUGAAAAGAAGAAACAAAUGCUCAUGGGUUUUUUCUACACAGACUUCAGAGAUGGAGAGCUCCAGUUUUAUUCAUUUUGAUGGAAAAUGUAACACAUCAGUGAUUAAAGAGAUCUCUCGGUCUGGAAGAGCUUUUGAAAAGGGAAAUGGGAAUCAAAUUAAGCAGAUGGAGAAGCAGAAACAAGACAACGAGGACAAAGACCAAGAAGCAGAACAAAAAAAUGAAGUUAAAGGAGGAACAAAAAGCACUGAAAAUUAGUUAGAAAUACAUAGAUGAUGAACAGGACUUGGAUGCAAUGGAAACUGAGAGAGAAAAGAAACAACAAGCAGAUGCACAUGAUCUCUUGAUUCUCAAGAUGAAGAGGAGCAGAAGCAGAUCAUUAGUACCGACACUGUUAAAUCAUUACCACAACAUCAUAUUGACUUCAAUGAAAUAGAAAGUGUGAGUAAGUACUCAGAAAAAAAGAGGACAAGCACAUCAACUAUGGAUUAGAGAUCUGUGAGGAAAUUGCUACAUCUUGGCAAGAAUCAUCUCAAAAGAGUAAUAUUGAAUUCAUAUGCAAGCUAUGGAGAAUGAUUGGAACCUCAUUACCUUUACUGAUAAAGAAAAAAAUGUGUGCUGUGAAAGUGUGAAACGUGAACAGGAAACUACUGUUGAUGUAAACAGUAUGCUGGAAAACUUGGAAUGCCUGGCAAAAGACUCAGUGAAAACGUUGAAGACAAUACCUCAACAGAAUCGCAGAUAGAUGAUAAAAUGGAGCUUUACCUCAACAGUCAGUGUUCAGAGAUGAGAGCACAAUGAGUGGAAACUAUGGCAAAAUACCUUUCUUGAGCAGAGGGAGGCUUUAAGCUUUACCUUCAAUCUCUGAGUGUGUGGACGAAGACCAGCCGAGUAGUUUCAUAGAGGAUUUAACAAAUAUUGAGUACAACAGGAAGCAGGAGAGAGCUACACUGCCCCUAGUUCAUGGGAUUGAACGUGUUAUUUGUACAUAAUGUCUUGUGGUGGAUUGGAUACACAUUUUUGUUGAUAGUGUUUUUGGUCACAGCAUAUUAUUAUGACUUCAUUGCAUGUUUUGCCAUAUAUGUUCUUACACUGUAUUGGCUGUUUUAUCAAGGGGAAGAAGAGCCGAAAAGCUCCCAGAAAGGUGAAAGAGGACUGAAGUUAAUAUAAUUUACUCGUCAACAUUUGUUGGAGAGCUUAGAAAUGUGAAUCUAAAUGUUUCGUACACAUACAAUUGUUGUACAACAACAUUGGAUUAUGUGGGACUAUUUAUCUCACAAAAUUUCAUAAUGGCAAAGACUUUUAUAUUAAUUUGCCAUUACACAUUGGUCAAUAGGUAUACAGUAUUUCCUUAUUUUAUUAUAUUUUCCUUAUUUUCCUUUGCUAUAAAUGAGGAGAUUAUAUGGGGUCUUUAUAUGUAGAAAUCGUUGGGUUUUGUGUUAAUGGUGCCUGGGACAGUGAUGUUUAAAGGACCACUGGUGAGUAAAAAGUUACUCACCGGAUUAUAAAUGAUAAAUCUUGAAAAAAGGAUAGCUUUUAGGAUAGCAUCUUUUCUUUUUUCUUUUUUUGUUGUUGAGUAUUUUAAAUAAAUUAAAUAUUGUGCAGCUGU